AUGACUGGCUAUAAACCUGUUGACACACCUGUGGGGCAUAAUGUAAAAUUUGGUGUUACAAACAACGGGGUUCCUGUGAGCAAGGAAAGACCAGACAUUUCAUAUGCAGUAAGCGUUGUGAGCCAGUUUAUGCAAGCUCCGUAUGAGGAAUAUAUGAAUGCAGUUGAGUGUAUCCUUCGAUAUUUGAAGGGAACCCCUAGUAAGGGCUUAAUGUUUAAAAAAUCUGGGAAAAGAACGAUUGAAGCCUAUACAGAUUCUAAUUGGGCAGACUCUGUUAUUGAUAGAAAGUCAACUUCUGGAUAUUGUACCUUUGUCUGGGGUAACCUUUUCACUUGGCAAAGUAAGAAACAGGGAGUAGUGGUGAGGGCUGAGUACAGGGCAAUGAAUUUGGGAAUAUGUGAAGAAAUCUGGUUAAAUAAGGUGUUGAUUGAUCUUUACCAAGACAGGGAACUUCCAGUGAAGUUGUUCUAUGAUAAUAAAGCUGCAAUAAACAUUGCGAACAACCCAGUUCAGCAUGACAGAACCAAACAUGUAGAGAUUGACUGA
Benincasa hispida (wax gourd) is the source of this 546-nucleotide messenger RNA. RefSeq names its product secreted RxLR effector protein 161-like. The record is from RefSeq and is a predicted model, not a curated record. Lineage: Eukaryota; Viridiplantae; Streptophyta; Magnoliopsida; Cucurbitales; Cucurbitaceae.